AUGCACGAAAACGCAUCAACAAAAGUGGCUGUUACUACUUCUGUAACACCUGUACAUGGUCGUCCGGAAUUUAGCAAACACAGAAAUAGCAACCACCAAAGGAACCUUAGCCUUGACUUUCGGUCAAUGGGUAUUGUAUUACCAACAAUAAAUCAUCCAUCACACCACCGAAACCGCAGUUUGGAUUCUGUACUUACUAAAAUACCAGAAGUAGAUGUGAUACCGAGUCCUGAGUGUCCCGAACCAAUAUGUGCGCCAAUAUCUGACCCAAACAUCCAUUCGGAUGAUUCGGGUAUUGGAAGCUCAGAGAUGGCGAGCAGCUGCAGCCGAGAAAGUCUUAGCUGUUCAGAACCCAGCCCUUCUAAACAGGGAAUUUACGAUUCUCAGACAUUUGACAAAGUUUCUAAAAGCUUUCUGCUCAGGCUGAUAGAGUCCAAGCUUUUUGAUAUGCCAAUGGCCAUUAUGUACCUUUUCAAUUCAAAAGAGCCUGGUGUCCAACGGUAUAUAGGUGAUAAAUUGUUUAGUUUUGAUGACAAUUCAGUAGAUUUUUUCUUGCCACAACUAAUUAGUAUGUACAUACAAAUGGAUGACAUAGCAGAAGCUAUAGAUCCGUAUUUGGUACAUAGGUGUCGUAAAUCUUGUGAUUUCUCUAUUAAAUGUGCAUGGUUAUUAAAUGCCUUCCAUGAUUUAAAUGCUGAAUCAAAAUCUCGUGGUGGUCAAUUAAUCAGUACAAUUCUCAACGAGCAUUACAAACAAGGACCAAGUGAACCAACCUCUUUAGACUCAUUCAACCUAUUAACAAAAAAGACUCAUUGUCGGUCUAGAUCUGAUAGCUCGAUGGUCAAUUUAAAUGGAAUUCAAAUAGUACGAGAACGAAAUUUUUUAGGGGAUUUAAGUUCUGGUAUGGCAUUUGAUAAUAGGUGCAGUUGCACUGAACAAAUAGCUGAGUGUCGAUGCGGUGCUCCAAGAAUGUGUUCUGAAGUAGAAUUUAUUAAAUGCUUAACAACACUUGGACGUGAUUUGGCUAAACAACCAACGAGAGAAGCAAGAACUACUUAUCUCUAUAGCCAAUUAAGUUUAAUUAAUAAGAAUUUACCUGCUAAAGUUUGGAUACCAUUGUACAACUGUAAUCAUCAUAUUUUAUCAAUUCCUCCACGUGUAGCAGCUGUUUUGAAUUCUAAAGACAAGGCUCCAUUUAUUAUUUAUGUGGAAGUCGCAGAAGUAGAAGAUGCUGAACGGUCUCCCUUGACUACCCGGGUAUCAAAUCUUCGUCAAACACGUAGUGAAGAAAAUCUCACUCGAUGCGAGUCCCAAGACCUUAAACCAGAAAUAAACAGUCAAAACAUGUUUAUUGUAGCUGGUGACAUAAGACGUCGCCUCACCGUUUCCACUGAUAUUAAAAGUUCAUCACCCACAGAUCCCGAAGACCCUUCUGCUGCUGCACUCAAAGAACUUUGGUCAGAAAAAGAAAAACGUGUCAGGGAAAAAUCUCCAUAUGGUGGUCUAGCCAACUGGAAACUGUUGCCCGUUAUUGUGAAAACAGGUGAUGAUUUGAGACAAGAACUUCUUGCCUCUCAAUUAUUACUAACAUUACAUAGUAUAUGGAUGUCAGAAUUAGUACCACUAAAAGUUUUUCCGUAUAAAAUAUUAUGUUUGUCAAAUGAUGCCGGUUUAAUAGAACCAGUAUUAAAUACUAUCUCUUUGCACCAGAUCAAAAAACAAAAUAAAAAUUCAUUGUCGAUGUAUUUUGAAGAGGAAUUUAAAGAAAAUGCUUUGGUAAAAGCAAGACAGAACUUUAUAGAAAGCUGUGCUGCAUAUUCCCUUGUUUGUUAUUUGAUUCAAGUAAAAGACAGACACAAUGGAAAUAUACUUCUUGAUAAUCAGGGUAAUCUUAUACAUAUUGAUUUUGGAUUCAUACUAUCGGCAUCCCCUAAAAAUUUGGGAUUUGAAAGUUCACCCUUUAAAUUAACUUCGGAAAUGGUUGAUGUAAUGGGUGGACUUGACUCGGAUGGUUUCAAAUACUUCAAACUACUAAUACUCCGUGGUUUAAUUGCUUCACGUAAACACAUGGACAGAGUGUUGUCCGUCGUCCAAAUCAUGCAGUCUGCUAAUUCGCAGUUACCUUGUUUUAGAGCUGGAGCAACGGCUGUAAUUGGAUCUUUGAAAUGCCGUUUCCAUUUAAAUCUUACAGAAUCUCAACUGAUAUCGCUUGUCGAUAACAUGGUUGAGUCGUCAUUGCAUUCAAUCACGACCAAAUUGUACGACGGUUUUCAAUACUACACUAAUGGCAUACUGUGA
Molecule: messenger RNA, 2298 nt
Organism: Macrosiphum euphorbiae (potato aphid)
Lineage: Eukaryota; Metazoa; Arthropoda; Insecta; Hemiptera; Aphididae
Source: the annotation of a GenBank genome assembly